Phoenix dactylifera (date palm) is the source of this 1614-nucleotide messenger RNA. Its product is annotated as peroxidase P7-like. Gene Ontology annotation, biological process: hydrogen peroxide catabolic process; response to oxidative stress. Lineage: Eukaryota; Viridiplantae; Streptophyta; Magnoliopsida; Arecales; Arecaceae. The record is from RefSeq and is a predicted model, not a curated record. Gene Ontology annotation, molecular function: peroxidase activity; heme binding.
UCUAGCUUCGUCCCAUAUCUCAAGCUUCUACAGCAACCACUUUAAUCUUCUAUCAGCUAUGACGGCCUCCAGUAGCUUCCUCAUACUCUUCCUUCUCCCUCUGCUUGCUAGUAUAGCUCAUGGGUGGAAUUCGUCACCUACUUUUUACGAUUUCAGCUGCCCGAAGGUACACGACAUUGUGCAGAAGGCAAUGGCCGACGCCAUCAGUAAGGAGCCAAGGAUGGGCGCUUCCAUCCUUCGCAUGUUCUUCCACGACUGCUUUGUAAAUGGAUGCGAUGCUUCUCUUCUCCUGGACGAUACACCGGCGUUCACAGGCGAGAAAAGUGCAUCUCCCAAUUUAUCCGUUCGUGGCUUUGAACUCAUCGACAGCAUCAAAUCUCAACUCGAAGAAGAAUGCAAGGCCACCGUAUCGUGUGCCGACAUCCUAGCCCUCGCAGCACGCGAUAGCGUCGUCUUGCUUGGUGGACCAUCUUGGAUGGUGUAUCUCGGCCGCCAAGAUUCGAGAACGGUGAUUCCGCAACAGAUCAGUAGCCUGCCUCCCCCGACGGCCGACCUUACCACCCUCGUCACCAUGUUCGCAGCCAAAAAUCUCACUGCUCAGGAUAUGACUGCACUCUCAGGGGCUCAUACAAUUGGCCUUGGCCGAUGCGCCAACUUUCGCGAUCACAUCUACAGCGAUACCGACAUCGACCCUAGCUUUGCAAGCUUAAGAAGGCUGAGCUGCCCGUUGUCCGGCGACGACGGCAACUUGGCCCCAAUCGAUGACCAGAGCGAGAAUAGCUUUGACAACAAUUACUUCAAGAACCUUUUGGCUAAGCAUAGCCUCUUUCACUCGGAUCAGGAGCUCUUUAAUGGCGGAUCCCAGGAUUCGUUGGUCUUGCAAUACAGCAAUGCCCCCCAGCAGGUUUUCUUCAAUGACUUCGCCAUUGCCAUGGUGAAGAUGGGGAACCUCGUCCCACUGGAUGGAACUAGCACGGAGAUCAGAUUGAACUGUAGAAGUGGUCUCAACGCUCGGGAUAUGACCGUGCUCUCGGGAGCGCACACCAUAGGCCAAGCGCGGUGUACAUUGUUCCGCAGCCGCAUCUUCAACGAGGCCAACGUGAACGCCAGCUUCGCCGCCUUGCGGAAGCGAACCUGCCCGGCUUCGGGCGGCGACGGCAACCUCGCCCCCCUCGAUGUCCGGAGCCCCGACCGGUUCGACAACGCCUACUACCAGGACCUCGUGGCUCGGCAGGGGCUGCUGCACUCAGACCAGGAGCUCUUCAACGGUGGGUCUCAGGACGCCCAGGUCCGGCAGUACAGCACCGAUUCCGCGCAGUUUGCGAGGGACUUCGCGGCGGCCAUGGUCAAGAUGGGCAACAUCAGCCCGCUGACCGGAACUAGUGGGGAGAUUAGAUUGAAUUGCCGGAAGAUUAACUGAUGACGACUAAUUGUUCGACAUGAUCUGGGGGAAGAUUAAUUUAGAGAAUUUAAAUUGGAGUCGUGGACCCUGGUCUCAGGGAUUGCCACUUGUGCUCUUUGCUAUUUUAGGGAGUAAAGCAAAAAAAAAACAAAUAAAUAAAUGAAUGGAGAUUUUGACUGUUUGAGUAAACCGGAAGAGACUGGCAUUCGUAA